AUUAAUAUGUCAGGAAGUAAGAUUCAAGAAUUAAUUGAAUUUGUUCAGAAUUCACUUGAAGAAGACCCUAGAACUAUAAGAUUAGGAAUGAGAGGUAUUCGAGAAAUUCCGUUGGAAUUGAUAAAUUUGGCAACUUCAAAUAAUUAUAAAGUUGAAAG
Molecule: messenger RNA, 158 nt
Organism: Scutellospora calospora
Lineage: Eukaryota; Fungi; Glomeromycota; Glomeromycetes; Diversisporales; Gigasporaceae
Source: the annotation of a GenBank genome assembly